This is a messenger RNA of Cornus florida, 2322 nucleotides long. RefSeq names its product organic cation/carnitine transporter 7. Bases 336 to 1838 code for a protein of 500 amino acids. The transcript has 6 exons. Gene Ontology annotation, biological process: transmembrane transport. Gene Ontology annotation, cellular component: membrane. The record is from RefSeq and is a predicted model, not a curated record. NCBI's taxonomy places the organism in Eukaryota, Viridiplantae, Streptophyta, Magnoliopsida, Cornales, Cornaceae. Gene Ontology annotation, molecular function: transmembrane transporter activity.
ACAAGGUGCACCUUUUUUGCAGGGUGUAUGUAAAUGAACACGCACCCGGCUCUUGUCGGAGCCCCUUCCCCGUUAUAUUUGAGACUCACGUCGGGAACAGGAAAGAAAGACCUAAAAUCCAUUCCCACCACAUUUUUUUGACAUUUUGAAUCAAUUGACAAGGUCGUUAAGAUUCUGCGUAGACGAUACAUAUACACACGGUAACACACAGAUGCAUUGAAAAGACAUUAUUUGUUUUCAUUUUGACUUUCUGCUUUGGCGUCGAUACAAAGAAAUUGACGAAAGAGAGAAGAUAUUACUCCUGUUCUGAUACUCGAUCUCUCCUGUUCAAUAAGAUGGGAGAUGAGAGUGAAACGUACACUGUGGAUGAGGCACUUGUCACCAUGGGUUUUGGAAAAUUCCAAAUUCUUGUGCUUGCUUAUGCUGGCAUGGGUUGGGUUUCAGAAGCUAUGGAAAUGAUGCUUCUCUCUUUUGUAGGACCAGCAGUUCAAUCAAACUGGGGUCUUUCUUCUCACGAAGAGAGCCUUAUAACCAGUGUGGUUUUUGCUGGCAUGUUGGUUGGAGCAUAUUCAUGGGGCGUUGUUUCUGACAACCACGGGAGGAGGAAAGGAUUCCUCAUUACAGCAAUAGUAACUUCUGGAGCUGGUUUUCUAAGUUCUUUUGCUCCAAAUUAUAUUUCACUGCUUAUUCUUCGUUGUUUGGUUGGUAUCGGUUUGGGAGGCGGGCCUGUUCUCUCAUCCUGGUUUUUAGAAUUCAUUCCUGCUCCAAAUAGAGGCACUUGGAUGGUUGUUUUUUCAGCUUUCUGGACUCUUGGAACAAUUCUUGAGGCAUCACUUGCAUGGUUUGUCAUGCCAACAUUGGGUUGGAGGUGGCUGCUUGCACUGUCUGCUUUUCCUUCAUCGCUGCUCCUACUGUUCUAUGGUUUGACACCUGAGUCACCAAGGUAUUUAUGCAUGAAAGGAAGAACAGAUGACGCACUUAAUGUUUUGGAGAAAGUGGCAAGGAUGAACCGAACCAAACUCCCUCCCGGCAUUCUUGUUUCUGAUCACCAAAUUGAGCUACAUGAAAAGUCUACUGAAUCAGAAGAUACACAUUUACUCCCACCCAGUAAUGAUGAAAAUACAACAACUGGAUCUAAGGAUUCAAAAAAGGGACGCACUUCAUCACUGUUUAUGCUUCUUUCACCAGAAUUAAUCAAGUCUACCUUGAUAUUAUGGGUGGUAUUCUUUGGGAACGCAUUCUCAUAUUAUGGCCUUGUUCUGCUGACAACAGAAUUGAACAGUGGACAUAAUAAGUGCACGCCAAAAGAGUUGCAAUCAGACAAACCACAGGAUAUUAGCUACGGCGAUGUUUUCAUCACUAGUUUUGCAGAGUUCCCUGGGCUCCUUAUAUCAGCUGCCACUGUCGAUAAACUUGGUCGUAAGUUCUCAAUGUCUGCAAUGUUCUUCCUGUGUUGCAUAUUCCUACUUCCGUUGGUAUUCCAUCAGCCUCAGGGUUUAACAACUGUUCUUCUGUUCGGAGCUCGCAUAUGCAUUACAGCAACCUUCACAGUAGUCUAUAUAUAUGCUCCAGAGAUAUACCCAACAUCAGUAAGAACAACUGGUGUCGGGGUUGCAAGCUCGGUGGGAAGAAUUGGUGGAAUGAUAUGUCCUCUCGUGGCAGUAGGUCUGGUUCAUGGUUGUCAUCAAGCUGCAGCCAUUGUUCUAUUUGAGAUUGUGGUAUUUGUUUCUGGAAUCUGUGUCCUGCUCUUCCCCUUAGAAACAAAGGGCCGUGACUUAACCGAUACCGUAUCUAGUAGUUCAAAAGAAGUUCAUACAUUUGUACCAGUUGAUCACUGAUUUUCCUUCUUUAAUCAAUAUACUCAUAUAUCUUUAGUCCAGAAACAACCCCAGGCCACUCAGCCAAUUCCAAAGGCAGUUUAUUCUCACAUUUAGUAUUUGUUGUUUGAUAUGAUACAUUUGCACCCUGCUUUCAGUGGUGAUUGAAGACAUCAAGCCCCUAAAGGUUUCUCUUCCGGAUUGCACCCUGUCAUGGGUUCCUCGAGUUUGCAUAGGCAUCGCUCAUGUUAUCAGUCGGUGGUGUCUUCGAUCAAAAGAAUCUGGCUUCUUGCAAGAAUUGAGAUGGAUCAGUCCUCUCUCAGUUUGAUUUCUGUUUCUGUUGCUCUUAACGUCCCUUUACUGUGUUAAUAUAUAUAUAUAUAUAUACACACACACAUUUGAAGGAUGUAUUAAACAUAACUCUGUGCACACCCAAUUCUCGCCCUCAGAACGACAUGAAUAUUGGUUAAGAAUUAACUCAUUUCUUCACUGUGGUUAGAUGGUA